AUGCCUCCUAGGAAGAAGCACAAGGGUGCGCCGCCGGUGUGCGCCACCGACCACAUCGGCACCCUCCCCGACCAUAUGCUCCACCACCUGCUCUCUUUCCUACCAGCGCAGGCGGCUGUGCGGACGUGCGUGCUCACCCGCCGUUGGCGCGACCUUUGGAGGUCCGCCACAGGCCUGCGCAUUGUCGGCCUCGACGACGACGAGAUGCCUGUCCAAGCCCAAGACCUCCGUAAGUUCGUGGACUAUCUGCUGGUCCUGCGUGAGCGCACGGACCUAGACACUGUUGAGAUCAGAUUCGACACUUUCCUGGAAGAGGACAUACCCUAUGUGAACCUAUGGGUUCGUUCUGCUGUGAUGUGCAAAGUUCGGGUACUCACCCUCCAUGUCUGUGGCGACAUCGAAUACCUCUGCCUAGAUGACCUGCGUCUUGUCUCUCAGCAUGUGAGAACGCUGGACCUUCAGGGUGUAGCCCUACACAACACAUUCCUUGAUUUUGCUAGGUGUCCAGCACUGGAGGAUCUGAAGAUGGUUAAUUGCCUCAUCAAUGCCAAUAAGAUAUCGUCUCGUUCGCUGAAGCAUUUAAGCAUCACCGAUUGCCGCUCUGAUUUGGAUUGCCGGAUCUGUGUUUCUGCUCCGGGCCUUAUCUCUCUGGAACUAGAUGCGUUUGAUGGUUCAACCCCUUUUCUUCAAAACAUGGCGUUGCUAGAGACUGCAUUUGUCUACAUAGGCAAGGACUGCCACGAUGUCUGUUUGAAUUAUGAAUCUGGUGUUUUCUGUGGAGCUAAUGAUACUACAUGUAAGAAUUGUGUUCCUAUUAGCGACGAUUGCAACAGCGGUUGUGUGCUUCUAGGUGGUAUCUCAAGUGCUAAACACCUCAAGUUGACAUCUGCAAUUGGAAAGGUAUUGCCACUUGAAAAACUUGUCUUUACCUCCUCAAGUUGACAUCUUAAGUUUUUUUCAGGUUACCAAAAAGGGUUCUGACAUGGUGCUAGCUGAUGACAAUUUCAGUACCAUAGUUGUUGCAGUUGGUGAAGAUCUACUUACAAAAAAAAUGAAAGCUCAAAGCUUUCAUAAGGUUUGCGCACUAAGAGCAGUGCUCCCUCUUCUCAUUGGCAGUUUUGUG
This is a messenger RNA of Aegilops tauschii subsp. strangulata, 1123 nucleotides long. Its product is annotated as F-box/FBD/LRR-repeat protein At1g78750-like. Gene Ontology annotation, molecular function: protein binding. Lineage: Eukaryota; Viridiplantae; Streptophyta; Magnoliopsida; Poales; Poaceae. The record is from RefSeq and is a predicted model, not a curated record.